Messenger RNA from Setaria italica (foxtail millet), 3358 nucleotides. RefSeq names its product putative transcription elongation factor SPT5 homolog 1. Gene Ontology annotation, biological process: regulation of transcription by RNA polymerase II; translation; transcription elongation by RNA polymerase II. Gene Ontology annotation, cellular component: ribosome; DSIF complex. NCBI's taxonomy places the organism in Eukaryota, Viridiplantae, Streptophyta, Magnoliopsida, Poales, Poaceae. The record is from RefSeq and is a predicted model, not a curated record. The transcript has 21 exons. Bases 105 to 3197 code for a protein of 1030 amino acids. Gene Ontology annotation, molecular function: structural constituent of ribosome; mRNA binding.
GCUCUCGAGGGUUUUGCCACCGCGCCCAAGCCCCCGAAGCUCCACCCCGCCGAGUUUCUCGACCCGCGAGGAGGGCUCGAAACCCUAGCCCCACCGCCGCCGCAAUGCCUCGCCGCAGCCACGAGGAGGAGGAGGAGGUAGAGGAGGAAUACGACAUGGAAGAGGAAGAGGAGGAGGAGAGGAGCGGGAAGCGAUCGCGCGGCGGGGGGCGCGGGAAGCGCUCGCGUGGGGUCGAGAGCUUCAUCGACGACGCGGCCAGCGAGGACGACGACGCGGAUGAUGACGAUGACGACGACGACGACGACUACGGGGGCGGCGGCCGUGGGCGUGGCUCCAAGAGGUUGCGGUCGUCGAUCCUGAUUGACGACAUGGCCCAGGUCGACGAGGACACCGAUAUCGACGACGCUGGUUCUGGUGGCGAUGACGACUUUAUUGAUGAUACUCGGGAUGAUGAUGACAUCCGUGGCAAUGAUGUGAGAAGGAGGCCUAUGCCUCAUUCUAGCUCUAUGAUGGAAGACGAAGAGGCUUUACAAGAGUAUUUGAGGCGACUACAAGAAAGAUCCAAAUAUGGGGCAGCAUCCCAUUCUGACUUUGAUGAGGAAGUAACCGAGAUUGAACAGCAAGCUCUCCUACCAUCUGUGAAGGAUCCAAAGCUUUGGAUGGUCAAAUGUGCGAUAGGACAUGAGCGGGAGACGGCUGUUUGUCUAAUGCAAAAGUUCCUUGAUAGGCCAGACCUCCAGAUAAAAUCCGUUGUUGCAUUAGAACACCUAAAGAAUUUCAUUUACGUUGAAGCAGAGAAAGAAGCCCAUGUCAAAGAGGCUUGCAAAGGUUUGCGGAACAUCUUUGCUUCGGAAAAAAUAACUUUGGUUCCUAUAAGGGAAAUGGCCGAUGUCCUUUCCGUUGAGAGCAAAUCUGUUGAUCUUUCAAGGGACUCAUGGGUUCGGAUGAAGCUUGGUGUAUAUAAGGGUGAUCUUGCUAAGGUUGUUGAUGUUGACAAUGUGCGCCAAAGGGUCACUGUUAAGCUCAUUCCUAGAAUAGAUUUACAAGCGCUGGCAAAUAAACUGGACCGGAAUGAGAUUGCUAAGAACAAGUCAUUUGUUACACCACCAAGGUUCUUUAGUGUUGAUGAGGCGAGGGAGAUGCACAUUCGCAUCAACAGGAGGAGGAAUAGAGAUUCUGGUGAAUACUUUGAUGUUGUCGGCAGUUUAAUGUUCAAAGAUGGCUUCCUAUACAAAACAUUCUCUAUGAAAUCAAUCAGCACCCAGAAUAUUCAGCCCUCAUUUGAUGAAUUGAAGAAGUUCAAAAGACCUGGUGAUGACCUGAAUGAGGAUGUGGCUAGCUUGGCCACUCUGUUUUCAAAUAGGAAAAAGGGCCACUUCAUGAAAGGUGAUGCUGUAAUUGUUAUUAAAGGUGAUCUCAAGAACUUAAAGGGCUCUGUUGAGAAGGUGGAGGAUGGUACAGUUCACAUUCAACCAAAACUACCUGGGCUUCCGAGAACACUUGCCUUCAGCGAAAAGGAUCUCUGUAAAUAUUUCGAUCCUGGAGAUCAUGUUAAAGUCGUAUCAGGAGUUCAAGAAGGCGCGAGAGGCAUGGUUGUUAAAGUGGAAGGGCAUGUUUUGAUCAUUUUAUCGGACACUACCAAAGAACAUAUCCGUGCGUUUGCAGACCAUGUUGUGGAGAGCUCUGAGGUCACCGCAGGGAUUACUAGAAUUGGUGAUUAUGAAUUGCACGACCUUGUUCUUCUUAACAACUUGUCGUUUGGGAUUAUUAUACGGGUCGAGAGUGAAGCAUUUCAGAUUUUGAAGGGAGUGCCUGAUAAACCUGAAUUGGUCCUUGUAAAUCUGAGAGAAGUAAAAAGUAAGAUUUAUCGACGCACAUCUGCUAAAGACCGAUCCAAUAAUACUGUGUCAACUAAGGAUGUUGUGAGGGUUGUUGAAGGAGCAUGUAAGGGAAAACAAGGUCCAGUGGAACAUAUACACAGAGGCAUACUUUUUAUCUAUGAUCGCCACUAUCUUGAACAUUCAGGAUUUAUCUGUGCAAAAUCACAAUCUUGUCUCCUUGUUGGGGGGUCAACUGGCAGCCGCCGUGGGAAUGCAAUGGAUAUAGUUGAUCCCUUUCAUGCUUUUAGCUGUACAGCAAGGACUUUACAGUCUCCAGGGAGGCUGCCCCCAAGAGGACCUCACAUAAAUUUUGGUGGAAGGUUUGGAGGCAGAGGUGGUGGUGGCAGAGGGCAUGAUGCCCUUGUGAAUAGAUGUAUCAAAAUCAAAUCUGGCCCAUACAAAGGAUAUCGUGGCCGUGUGAAAGAAGUAACUGGUGCACUUGUGCGCAUAGAGCUUGAUUCACUGAUGAAAAUUGUCACAGUUAAGAGAGAGGAUAUUGGUGACACAGCUGCUGUUGCAACACCAUUUCGUGAAACCCGUUAUUCAAGGGGCGUUGAAACACCUGUGCAUCCUUCUCAAACACCACUACAUCAUAUUCAGACUCCGAUGAAGGAUUCUGGAGCGACCCCAAUUCGAGAUGGAAUGAGAACUCCUAUGCCUAGUCGAGCCUGGGUGCCAAUGAGUCCUCCCCGGGACAGCUGGGAAGAUGGAGAUCGGUCCACUUGGGCAAGUAGUCCAGCCUACCAGCCUGGAACUCCACGAGCACGACCAUAUGAAGCUCCCACUCCUGGAUCAGGGUGGGCAAAUGGUUGGGGUGAUGCUUCAGGAAACGCUCAAAGCACGUAUGCACCUUCAACACCUGUUGUGCAACCGAUGACCCCAGUUCCUGCUGCCUCCUAUUUGCCUGGUACUCCAGGUGGCCAGCCGAUGACUCCAGGGGAUGCUGGAAUGGAUCUAAUGUCUCCUGUAAUAGGUGGAGAGGCUGAGGGCACCUGGCUUCUGCCAGAUGUUUUGGUGAACGUCUCGAGGGGAGGGGAUGAGGUCACAGACGGUGUGGUGAAGGAAGUGUUCCCGGAUGGGUCAUGUCGUGUUGCCCUUGGGUCGCAGGGCAACGGAGACGAACUGAUUGCAAGUGCAAACGAGCUGGAGGUGGUCAGGCCGAAGAAAAACGAGAAGCUCAAGAUAAUGAACGGCUCCAUGCGUGGAGUCACGGGGAAACUGAUUGGAGUUGAUGGGUCUGAUGGCAUCGUGAAGGUGGAAGGUACCUUAGACGUGAAAAUAGUUGACAUGGUGAUUCUGGGCAAAGUGGCUGCUUGAGGACGCCGCACCGUCUAGAUUCUUAGUUUAGUACUCAUCUAACUUAGCGUACUAAAUGUAAUUUGUUUCUCUUGAAAAGACAGCACCCGUGAUGUAUUUAUUAGGCGGAGAAAGUACAGAUGAUAAAAAAGGGGGAAAAAAUACAGCUGAGUUGACUCAUA